Messenger RNA from Ostreococcus lucimarinus CCE9901, 1717 nucleotides. RefSeq lists its product with no specific name. The coding region runs from base 205 to 1623 and encodes 472 amino acids. The transcript has a single exon. The record is from RefSeq and is a predicted model, not a curated record. Lineage: Eukaryota; Viridiplantae; Chlorophyta; Mamiellophyceae; Mamiellales; Bathycoccaceae.
CGCGGCGCGCGACGCGAAUUCGCGACGACGACGACGACGACGAUGCUCGCGAUGCCGACGCGGACGCCGACGGCGACGACGCGAACGACGACGAUGCAUCGAACGCGCGACCGCGCGACGAUUCGCGCGACGAUUCGCGCGACGAUUCGACGACCGACGACGGUUCGCGCGGCGCCGGGACGCGGCGCGGGACGACGACGCGCGAUGCCGACGGCGCGCGCGACGCGAAAGAGCGCGUUUCGAAGCGCGCGCGACGACGAGCGCGCGCGUCGGGCGGUGCGGCGAGACGCGAGACGCGAGACGCGGGACGACGACGACGACGACGCGAGACGGGAAGACGCGCGCGAGGGCGAAGACGCGGUGACGACGGCGCUGCGAGGGGUGUUCGCGCAGGCGUGCGGGUUCGUGCGAUGGGGACUUCCCACGACCGGUGGACUCGCGUGCUGGGCCGCGGCGGCGGCGAACGCGGGGACGGAGGGAUUGUUGAGCGCGCUGAGCGGGUCGCUCUUGGUCGGCACGACGCUCGGGGUGUGCGCGUUGAUUUUCGCCGCGGCGAGCGCGUGCGUCAGCGGGGUGACGCUGAUGUGGAUGUACGCGAAGCGAACGAUGGUGAACGCCGUCGUCGGGCGACGCGCGCGGGACGCGGGUCGGCCGCGGCGACGCGCGAGGUCGACGGCGACGCGCGAGACGGCGACGCUUCGUUCCCCUCGUCGAGGCGCGGCGGCGCGCGAAGACGAUCGAGGCGAACGCGCGCGGUUGGACGAGGGCAAGAGUUUCAGCUUUGGCGAGUGGCGACCCGAAGUGCCGGUGGUGGAUCCGCGGGCGCCGGGUAGGUGGGGCGGAAGAGACGGCGCCGCGGCGUCGAGCGACGAGUGGGGGACGCACAAGACUCCGGCGGAUUUCCGGCGAGAGAUGUCCUCGAUGGACGAUUCGAGCUUCGACGCGCGCGAUGGGCGUCGACCACCGUCCACGGGACCGAGUCAGUGGAAGUCUCGCGCGGCGUACAGACAGCACGCCGAGGGAUUCGACGAUCCCGCGCUCAACGGCGUCGCGGCGAGCGCGACGACGACGACGGCGACGACGACGACGACGGCGACGCGAGAUCCGCGCGAGGAGAUUUUGCGAAAGUUCGAGCCCAAAGAGCGUCUGUUACCGCGAACGCCGCCGAAACCGAAGCAUCAACACAUCUCCACCGAAGUCUUGAUCGCCAUGGGCGGCGCGUCGUUGGAGACGCACAUCGGAAACAACGCGCGAGAUAUUUUAAAGGCGUCGCGAGCCAACCGCUCGAGCAAGACGCUGUCCGGCACCGCCCCGCGCGGAAGCAUGCAAACGGUCAACUUGUUUGGAUUCGGAAGCAAAGACGUCGACGCGUCGCCGUCCUCUCGCGACGAACCGCCGCCGCCGCCGCCGCCGCGCGAGCGCUCGACGCCGUCGGACGCCGCGCGUCGCGCCAGGGAACGAUUCCAGCGCAAUCUCUCGUCGUCGUUCGAUCACGAGCCAUCGACGAGCUCGUCGUACGAAUCCGCCUUCUUCAACGAAAUGAUCGCAUCUUACGACGACGACGACGACGACGACGACGACGACGAGGAUGCAUCCGCGCGCGGUCUCCGCCGCGCGCGCUGAGGAUUUGGAUUUUCGUCAAACCGAGCCCCCGCGCGUGGCCUCCUUCCACGCAUUCCCCACCUCCCGACGCCCGGUCGCGUGUACCAUCAAGACG